AUGGCCGCCCUCAAGUCCGGGGGGGACCCUCCCCGCCCCCAAUCCCUCCUCAGCACCACCCUCGCCCUCCUCACCAGCCACUGGCCCACCAUCCUCCUCCUCACCCUCCUCCUGCGCGCCCUCACCAAACGCUACGUCUCACCCCUGCGCAAAUACCCGGGCCCCGUCCUCGCCUCGUUCACCCGCCUCUGGAAGGUGUGGUCGACCGCGUCCGGCCACACCCACCUGGACCACAUCGCGCUGCACCGGCGGCACGGUAGCGUGGUGCGCAUCGCCCCCGGCGAGGUCUCCGUCUCGUCGCCCGAGGCGGCGCGCACGCUGCUGAGCGCGGGCCGCCGCUUCUUCAAGACGCCGUUUUAUGGUGUGUUUCCGCCGCCGGAGAACCCGGAUAUCUUUACAGAGACGCGCGAGGAUGUGCAUGCGGCCAAGAAGAGGGUGGCCAAUGUGCCGUAUGGCAUGGCGGCGAUGCAGCAGCUGGGGCCGUUUAUUGAUGAUACGGUCGAGUUGUUGGUGAGGAGGAUUGGGGAGCAUGUUGAUGCGGCGAAGGGGGUGUUUGAUUUGGGGGAUUAUUUGCAUUACUUUGCGUUUGAUGUGCUCGGGGAGGUGGCGUUUAGCAGGGGGUUUGGGUUCCUGGCCGAGGGGCGGGAUGUGGAUGGGGCGAUCAAGACGAUCGAUAACUCGCAGGUGUAUAACGGCAUUGUUGGGCAGGUGCCGGAGCUGGAUUACCUGCUGCGGAGGAACCCGCUGUGGCGGUUCGUGCCGUGGUUGAGCACCAAGAAUGCGCUGAUUACGCGGAUGGCGCUGGAGGAGAUGGCGCGCCGCCAGCCGUUUGAUAAGGACCAUGGGGGGUUGUUGAGGAGUGGCGAUGGUAGGCAGGACUUGAUGGCCAGUCUGAUCCAGGGGCAUCUCAAGGACCCGGAGCGGUUUAGGGAGGGGGAUGUCUUUGCUGUUGCGCAUGGCGCCAUCUUCGCCGGCUCCGACUCGACCGCCUCCACGAUGCAGUCCUUCUUCUGGCACAUCCUCGACGCCAAACCCAUCUACCACGCCGUGCUGCGCGAGAUCGAGCACGCCGUCGAAACGGGCAUCUUGCCCACCGAAGGCAACGUGAACUGGGCCCAGGCGCAGAACCUACCCUACCUGCAGGCCUGUCUUAAGGAGGCCAUGCGCGUGCGGCCGGCCGUCGGGCUCAACAUCACCCGCGUCGCGCCGCCCGAGGGUGCCGAGCUCGACGGCCACUUCUUCCCUGGUGGUACCACCAUCGCCUGCAAUGGGUGGGUGUUGCACCGGGAUAAGGAGGUCUUUGGGCGGGAUGCGGACGACUUUAGGCCGGAGCGGUGGCUGGAGGAUGAGGAGAGGGCGAAGCGGAUGGAGCGGUAUAUGUUCCAGUUUGGUGGUGGAAGCCAUCUGUGCAUUGGCCGGAAUCUGGCUCUCCUCGAGAUCAACAAGCUCGUACCGCGAUUGCUGCGCGACUAUCGCUUUGAGCUCGCACAUCCGGGGCGGCCGCUUAAGGCGAACGCGUCCUUUUUUGUGGUCCAGUCUGGGCUGGAGGUGCAUAUGAGGAGAGCUUAA
This is a messenger RNA of Chaetomium fimeti, 1569 nucleotides long. RefSeq names its product cytochrome P450. Lineage: Eukaryota; Fungi; Ascomycota; Sordariomycetes; Sordariales; Chaetomiaceae. The record is from RefSeq and is a predicted model, not a curated record. Gene Ontology annotation, molecular function: heme binding; oxidoreductase activity, acting on paired donors, with incorporation or reduction of molecular oxygen; iron ion binding. The transcript has 3 exons. The coding region runs from base 1 to 1569 and encodes 522 amino acids.